AUGAAGAGAUAUGGUUAUGUCCAAGCACCGACGAUUCAUGGAGCUCCAGAAACUUUGGUGUGGACGACAGGAGAGAUCGGGUUCGUCAUCGAAUUCCCAUCUCGCGCCGGUGUCGCCUUGCAUAUGUCAGUACGUAUGGGAAUGCAUGGAGGAGAACACUGCAUCGUUCUGAACAACAUGAGGAAUGGAGCAUGGCAGAUCGAAGAACGCCAUGCGAAUGCGUUUCAUUUCGGACAACACUUCCAUCUUCAGAUAAAAUGCCAUCAGAGCCACUACACGGUACUUGCUCAUUCUGUCAUCGGGUUCGUCGUCGAAUUCCCAUCUCGCGCCGGUGUCGCCUUGCAUAUGUCAGUACGUAUGGGAAUGCAUGGAGGAGAACACUGCAUCGUUCUGAACAACAUGAGGAAUGGAGCAUGGCAGAUCGAAGAACGCCAUGCGAAUGCGUUUCAUUUCGGACAACACUUCCAUCUUCAGAUAAAAUGCCAUCAGAGCCACUACACGGUCAAUGUGAAUGGCCAGCAAGUCGCCCACUUCUAUCACCGUGAAGAUCCUCAUCAUGUGACGGCACUUGCCGCAAGAGGAGACCUUCAAGUUACCAAAAUUCAUUUCGAAAACUUCGUUGGAAUGGGCGGAGGUGUACAGGUGGGAUCUGGUGUUGUGGUGGCUCAGCCGCCACCAGCAACAGUCGUCAUGGCACCUGCACCUCCGCCACCAGCACCAGUUGUGGUGGUGGCACCUAGGCCUGCUCCUCUUGUCGAGGUAGUGAUGCCUCCACGUCGACCCAUCGUCGAAGUUGUCGUGCCGCCGAGACGUCCACUUAUUGCACCGGUAGAAAUGUUUCCAUAG
Messenger RNA from Cooperia oncophora, 846 nucleotides. Lineage: Eukaryota; Metazoa; Nematoda; Chromadorea; Rhabditida; Trichostrongylidae. The record is from the annotation of a GenBank genome assembly.